AUGGCCGAGGAGAUGGAGGUUGAGGAGACGGAGGACUUCCACGACAUGGAAGUCGAUGACGAAGAGCCAUCCUGUAGUGGAGCAGCUGGCCAAGCCAGGACGGAGCGCUUUGUGGUGAAGAAGUGGGUGGCGCACGCCAUGUGGGGAUGGGACGUAGCGGUGGACAACUGUGCCAUCUGCCGUAACCACAUCAUGAACCUGUGCAUCGAGUGCCAGGCGGACCCGAAUGCAAACCAGGACGAGUGCACUGUGGCUUGGGGCGAGUGCAACCACGCUUUCCACUACCACUGCAUCGCGCGCUGGUUGAAGACGCGCCUUGUCUGCCCGCUGGACAACAAGGAGUGGGUGUACCAGAAGUACGGCCACUAGCGAGGAAUAUGGACAUGGAUCGGGGCAGGGGGUGGUGACAUCUGUGUGCUGGCAUGUGUUGAAUGUAAUUUAAAUUAGAGUUUUAGAGUUGACUUGGGUUCCCACGAA
Messenger RNA from Drosophila yakuba, 477 nucleotides. RefSeq names its product RING-box protein 1B (gene Roc1b). The record is from RefSeq and is a predicted model, not a curated record. Gene Ontology annotation, biological process: ubiquitin-dependent protein catabolic process; protein ubiquitination. The transcript has a single exon. Bases 1 to 369 code for a protein of 122 amino acids. NCBI's taxonomy places the organism in Eukaryota, Metazoa, Arthropoda, Insecta, Diptera, Drosophilidae. Gene Ontology annotation, cellular component: nucleus; cullin-RING ubiquitin ligase complex. Gene Ontology annotation, molecular function: zinc ion binding; ubiquitin protein ligase activity; cullin family protein binding.